AUGUCAAGACCGCCAGCCGCCUCCGAGUUCACCAUGAUGUCAUUAGUCUGUUGCUGGGAGCGAUGCUCUUUCACAAGCCUCUACUGCCUUGCACUCGGACUCUCGGAGGCUCUUGAGCCCUUUGACAAGAUCUCACCGAGGGACACGUGGGAGAACGUGAGGGGCAAGGUGAAGUAUGAGGACGUGGUGAGGGUCGGCAAGGCUUUGAUGAAGGAGGCGGAGCUGAUAGCCGGAGACUUCAAGACGCUGAUGAGGAGCAAGGAAGUCGAGAAGCUCCUCGAGUCCUCGGAGAGGCCGACGGACGUGAAGGACUUCGAGCGGAAGAUCAACGUGAGGUGGGGGCCGAAGGACAUGGAGGAACGAGGCCCCUACAAGAUCUGGACGCAGAUCAGCAACAGGCCGGAGUGCUUCCUGUCUCGGCUAGAGCGAUACUUGAAUGAGCGCUUGUCAACCGAGACUCGACAAAAGCACCUUAUAGUCGCUAUGGCGUACCUGUCGACUUUCAACUGGUCCCGUGCUUUCCAGUAUGCUCUGUCGUCGGAUCAGAAAGCGUUGUAG
Messenger RNA from Guillardia theta CCMP2712, 558 nucleotides. RefSeq lists its product as hypothetical. NCBI's taxonomy places the organism in Eukaryota, Cryptophyceae, Pyrenomonadales, Geminigeraceae. The transcript is spliced from 3 exons. The record is from RefSeq and is a predicted model, not a curated record. Bases 1 to 558 code for a protein of 185 amino acids.